Molecule: messenger RNA, 243 nt
Organism: Aspergillus tanneri
Lineage: Eukaryota; Fungi; Ascomycota; Eurotiomycetes; Eurotiales; Aspergillaceae
Exons: 2
Coding region: 1-243 (80 amino acids)
Source: RefSeq, a predicted model, not a curated record
AUGUCUAAUUUUACUGGUAAUAAACUCAAUUACAAUGAGAUUCUAUCUCAGAUCUCCGUGAAUCUCAACAAUGCACUUAACACCUUCGGUCCCAGCUCCUCGCAAUAUCAAGCAAUUCUCGAAAUUCUCAAAGACAACCUUCAGAAUAUCGACCGCCAUAGAGACUAUGAUGUCCCCGAAUUAGACCCUGACACAUUAAGCCUUGCGCUGGGGUUUUUGGAAAUCGGAAAUAAAGCAUCCUAG